CUGAAGCAGGUUUUUCCAUCAGGUCAUGGAGAAAGAGAACGAGAUUAAUUUUCGCGAACAAUUGGCUGAAGAAUCUGAUGGUGAUGAAGAAAGUCCAAUCAAGGACAGGUCUUGUGAUCAGAGAGGGGCCUUACAAGGUGAACCUCGUUGUGUUAUCUGUGGCCGUUAUGGUGAGUACAUAUGUGAUGAGACCGAUGACGAUAUUUGCAGUAAAGAAUGCAAGCAAAUACUUCUCAAAAGGAUCAGGUCCUCCUCCCCGAAACCAAUAGGUCCAUCCCCAACUGUAAUUAAGCUCACAGCCCUUGAUGAAUGCGUCUAUGUAAGCGACAUUAUGCAACAAUGUUCAGAUUCUUCAUUAACAUCAAACCAAAUUGAUUCCUUGAGAAACAAAAAUGAUAUUCGAGUUCUGGGCAGUUCAGUUCCAGCUCCAAUUGUAUCAUUCUCCGACUGCAACCUUCCCCAAAAGCUCCAAGAUAACCUUGAGUCCCUAGGAUACGAUAUACCCACACCCAUUCAGAUGCAAGUGAUCCCAGCUGCUUUACUGGGUAGAAACUUAUUGGUUUUGGCACAAACAGGCUCUGGCAAAACAGCCUCAUAUCUGAUCCCUAUUAUAUCUAAGUGCUACACUGUAAGACGACAACGGCUUUUGGAUCAGAAGAGACCAUUAGCGAUAGUUUUGGCCCCAACUCGUGAGCUUUGUGCCCAAGUUGAGGAGCAAGCCAAAGCUUUUGGAAAGGGCCUGCCCUUCAAGACCGCAUUAAUUGUUGGGGGUAACCCAAUGGCUAGUCAGGCCUAUAGGGUUGGAAAGGGGAUCGAGCUUAUUGUUGCAACUCCUGGCCGACUCGUUGACCUACUAAUUAAGCAUGAAUUUGAGUUAGAUGAGGUCCGCACGUUGGUCAUAGAUGAAGUGGAUUGCAUGCUCGAGAAAGGGUUUCUUGAUCAGGUGAUGCAGAUUGUGAGGGCCCUCUCAAGACCACAAAUCGUGAUGAUCUCAGCUACAUUGCCUCGUGAGGUUGAGAAAUUAUCCAAGUCCAUGGCUGAAGACAUAGUGGUCAUAACGGUGGGGAAGGUAAAUAGACCCAGUGACACUGUGAGACAGGUGGUGAUAUGGGUAGAAACAAAGGAGAAGAAGCAGAAACUCUUUCAAAUAUUGAAGAGUGAAAAGCACUUCAAGCCACCAGCAGUUGUGUUUGUGGGGUCUAGAUUUGGAGCUGAUCUUUUGGCUGAGGCUAUUAGGGUCUCAACUGGUCUGAGAGCUUCUUCUAUUCAUGGGGAGAAGGGUAUGAGAGAAAGAAGGGAGAGUUUGAGGAUGUUUUUGUUAGGUGAGAUGUCUGUGAUUGUGGCUACUGGGGUUUUGGGUCGUGGAAUGGAUUUGAUGGGGGUGAGGCAGGUCAUAAUUUUUGACAUGCCAAACUCAGUUCCAGAGUAUGUGCACCUUAUUGGGAGGGCCUCAAGAUUGGGAGAGGCAGGAGAGGCUAUAGUAUUUGUUAAUGAGGAGGACAAGAGUUUGUUCAAGGAUUUUGUUAGGAUGCUUAAACAAUCUGGGGCUAUCAUUCCUAGGGAGCUUGCAAAUUCUCCUCAUUCACAGGCUUCUUAUCAAGUUGGUUCACGCCAAAAGAAAAGGAAAAGAUCAUGAAGGUCUUGACUGUGGUGGCCUGCGAGGUCAAGAAGCUGUCAGGCUUGAUGGCCGAGGGCACCAUAGUCAUUUUGAUGGAAGGGCCUAGCUCAUGCUUAAGAAGGUAUACUCGUAUGGGUUGAAAAAAAGAAGUGGAAGCAUUUCAGGCCACAGGGGUUUCGUGCUCAUGGGGUUUAGGAUUGGGGCUUCAGGCUGUUUCAUUAGCCAAGUCAAUUUGUGCUUUGAAGGAUUUGAGGGCAGAAGUGGA
Molecule: messenger RNA, 1883 nt
Organism: Amborella trichopoda
Lineage: Eukaryota; Viridiplantae; Streptophyta; Magnoliopsida; Amborellales; Amborellaceae
Product: P-loop containing nucleoside triphosphate hydrolases superfamily protein
Molecular function (GO): ATP binding; RNA helicase activity; nucleic acid binding
Source: RefSeq, a predicted model, not a curated record